Messenger RNA from Pocillopora meandrina, 4113 nucleotides. Lineage: Eukaryota; Metazoa; Cnidaria; Anthozoa; Scleractinia; Pocilloporidae. The record is from the annotation of a GenBank genome assembly.
AUGCGCGGGCGGGCGAGAGUAAGGCACGAAACUCAUAACCGAAGGGACAAAGCUGACGUCAGGUGUUAGGAACUUUUUGGCAAAAAUCAGCUUACACUCAGGAAAAGGCUCGAGAUUAUGUCAAAGUCAAUUCAACUUGUAACUUGAUUACGGUAGGGAUCUAGUUUGAGAGCAGUAGCUGGGCAUCUUAAAAUAACGAUAUUGUCCUUUGGCUUGUUAUUAUUCAUGCAUAAUUCGCAGCGGUGGUUAAGUUGUGCUUUCAUUUGUCAGUCGCGGGUUUGCGAGGCAGUUUUUAUGUUGACUCAUAUUUUAUUGUUAAAAUUAUCUCAAUACCUAGCAUGGGAAAUGCUGAAGCUGUUCCACACGAAAAAUUGAUGAGUUCUUCAAAACCAGGCAACGCGUUUUCACCUGUAGACGGGAAAUUAACGACUGAUGUUCGCUAUGGCACGUCUUCUCAAACCACUACAGGAACUGACAACGAAAUCGAAACAAAUGGAAAUCUCGACAAAACCACAGAGAGAGGAAAAACGAUUGUAACAAUCGCUGACGAUCCUGAACCCCCCUUUUCAAAUUCUGUUGCGUUUACAAACAGGUAGGUGAUAUUCGCUACAACAAUUGAUUACUGCCCGUGCCAGUGUCUGUUUUUUCGAGGCCAUUCGGAUUUGUCGAAGGUCAUGACACUCAUCUACAAAGGAGGUUGUUGGUGAACGUGUUUACUGAAUGUUGAUCAUCCACAAAGACAUGUGUUGAAAGUAAUACUCCUAAAUUGAGAAAUCGUUUAAAAUAAGAAAUCGAUGCUCAAUAAAAAGGGAGAUUGAACGACUACAGUACCUGUAUCAUGGUCAAGUUCUUGUCUGGCGAGACAAGAUGUCACGCGCUGGAGAACACGCGCUCCUCAUGAGUGUUGUUAGGACAGGAAUAAUUAAGAAAUCAUCAAGGGCACCAUUUCUUUGUUUUAUGCUGAUGGUUUUGUGAGAGAGCAAACUGGUAAAGUAACGGAAUCUCUGUUCGAAGGAUAAUUCCGCACUUGAAGUGUGAAGAUUUUAACCGAGCUAUUGCUCGUGUAGACAUAGCAUGCUUAUCAUUUGCGUGCCUGCAUUUUAAUGAAGGUCAGCUCUGUCGAGACAGCUGAAUGAAUACAGGUUAUUUGCUGAUGAAGAAGACAAUUGAAAAUGUUACUGGACUGUAACAAUUUUUCCCUAUCAGUUCUUGCAUACUAUGUCUAUUUUGAAACCGUGCGGCGCUAAACAGUUAUCCCAGGAGCAAAAAUUCUUUAUUUGCAGCUGCUUUGGCUGCCAUGACUUCAAUCUCGGGCGACCAACUGGUAGGAUAAUGUCACGCAGUUGAGUUCCAUAUAUUUUCAUAUCGAGUUCCGUUUACAUCUUUUUCGCCGUUUUUAACUUCUUCUGUCCACGCUUUACCAUGAGACACCUGGUGCGAGUGUGCGGUUUAAUUCAGAUUAUUUCAGAACACGCAACAUGUUUUAUUUUUCUCCAAGCGAGCCACUUUCGCACCUUAAAUGGUUUUAAUUGUUGACGUUUUUUUAACGUCGGUUCGAAAGUUUUGUUUUCUGUUUUGGUAAUAGUCAUGCCCCAGACAUAGAGAUUGAAAACGAAAGACACGUUGCUUAGAGCCAAAAGGAUGAAAAUUUAUGUUCCGGUUUAUUGUCGCUUUCCUUUUGGCACACAUGCUUUUGUUUUCUUUAUUUCAAUUGAAAAGAACUGGUUUCUUUCAAACAGCCAUAAUAGCGGGAAGGUAAAACCAACUUCGUUAAAACUAUCAAUUUACAAAUAACAGGAAGAACACAACAAUUUGGAUUCUCAUUUGAUUUUUAGCCAUAAUGAUAUUUCUAAGAAGAAAGAAAGCAAGCUCUUGUCUACAAAGGCCAUAUCAGUAUGUUUUUUACCGACAUGGCACAGCUUUGGGACAAUCCUGCUUGGUGAUCAAUUGUUCACCUCUGUAAGUGAAAAGAAGGCGCCUACAGUUCAUAUCUUUGGAAUUCGCGCUAUUUUCGGGUUAAAUUCUGUUUUGAUUACGCCUGUAAAAUAACAACCUACUAACUACCGAAUAUUGAAAUUAUAAAUUACCUUUAAGACGAGUGCACUAUCAUUUCGAGAUUUUCCAAAAGUGAGGCCACUGUCGAACUUGCGUUAUUUUGGCGGAAAAACAAAGUAUCCUUCAAUGUUAAAAGCCUAGCGUUAGCGAAAAUGGCGUAUUUGCAGAACGAGAAACUGCCACGUUAGCGUUCAUUUUUUUUGGGGAGGGGGGAGGGGGUCUCCAUUCCGUCUGAUGACAAUGAACAACUUGGCAAGGUACGUUGCUCAUAACAAAAACAAUGAUGCUACAUGAAGUAUUGUCUUUAAUAGAACAGAGCAAUUACCGCACACCCAACUUAAGUUCCGAUUUCAUUUGACUUGGUGUUUACUUGCACCAACGUAUAACGACCACUGAAAUCUAGUCCUUUUAUAACUUUUAUGACGCGAGUUUUAUUCACCAAUCACAGACUGAAGAUGCAAAGCCAACGCAAUCUCAGAUAUACUCGACACAAUUGAAAAUUGCUGUAAUAUAGUUUUUACUGCAUUACGCCAUCAACGUGAAUUCAAAAGGUCGAACUUUUAGUCGAAGUUGUCCAAUUCAUGUGGUUUAUGUAGGAAUCUACGACUAGAUCGACUUUGAGCACGAAGUUUAAUUUGAGUUUGACUUGACUGAUAAUGAGCACUGAUGUUUUUAUGCAGCAGCUCGUCAGGAAGUACAGAGCAGCAAAGACGUGUAUGGGAGGAGGUUGCGCUAAGAUACCAACAGAUCCUUCAUAGAGAAUACAGAAUGAUGAACUUGCCUUCUUAUCCAGUGGAGGGAGGUAAUGUGUACCUUUACUAUGUUCCUGUGAUAGUAAAUCACGGGUCUACAACUCAGUCUUUAGGUGUAAACUCUGAACACCACAGCACAGAGGCGGCUGCUCGUGAAAGCAGAAAGGAAAAGGAUGACGUCAUUUAUAUUGAUGAUAGUGACGACGACAUCCAUAGUGAUGUCAAAGAAGAACCAUCUGAGCUUGAGGAAUCAUGCUCUUUUAGAGAAAGUGCUGGGGCUGAAAUUCCCCGUGGAGUCACACCGCCUAUCUUUGAAAAAAAUCAACAGCAAAAGUAUUCUCUAAACAAGUUGGAAGAUCCUGUUUUAAAGGCGAACGGAAGCCUGGAUCAAAGCGAAUAUAACCACCAUUCUGAGAGUUCUAGCGACGAGAGAGAUGAUCCCAAAACAAGUAUUGAUGACAAAAACAGCAAAUACUGUGAUGAGCACGAUACUCAAGUCACAGAAGACCAUAUUCGCAUUUUUAAAGGCUAUACAAUAGAAUACCAUCCAAUUUAUCGUGACAAAUUCAUGAAAGAGCCGAACAAUCCACGAAGAUCCCAGCAGUAUACAGAAAGAGAUGAAAAGAUACUGGACUUGAAAAAACGUCUAGCUGAACAUACAAUAGAACUGGAAAAACUUAAGCAGCAGCAGUCAAUAAAGGAAGAAAUACCGAGUAAUGGACAUUUAGAUAGAAUUUACCAACAAAACAAAAAAGACAGACACAUCAAAGGAGAAAUAAUUGAAUGCAGCAAAUCUUCAGGGGAUCGAGAAGUGACGGUAUGGCCUAAAGACUGUCCCUCUGCUCAGAUUCAUUAUUUUCCCUCAGGGGAACGAAAAACAAUCUUUCCAAGAAAGAACUCUAGAAAGCAAAGAUCGCCUCGCAGAAUUGAUUCUCCUUUCAACGUUAAGAUUGAGAAAAAGGCCGAUGAUGUAGGAACUGUUCCAACAGAGAUAGCGAUUAAAAAUUUGGUUUUGAAGAGAAAGCUCAAUCUACCCAAUGGAAUAUUACAGGAACAGUCGAGUGACGAUAAGAAAGCCAAACGAACAAAGUGUUCUAAAAAGACCAAAAUAAGACGGAAGCGCAAAAGAGGCCAACGAAAGUCGUCGACUUUCAAACUUAAAGGGACACAGUCUUUGAAUGAUAAAGCCCAAGAGGAACUUAGCCCUGUAACAAAUUUAGACAGAGCUUGUACCCCUGAAGACACCAAUCAGGAGGAGUUCCUGUCAUUGUUUGGCCUGCUGAAAAUGAGCCAGAAGCAGAGUUAG